Messenger RNA from Penicillium riverlandense, 1743 nucleotides. RefSeq names its product glycosyltransferase family 2 protein. NCBI's taxonomy places the organism in Eukaryota, Fungi, Ascomycota, Eurotiomycetes, Eurotiales, Aspergillaceae. The record is from RefSeq and is a predicted model, not a curated record. The coding region runs from base 1 to 1743 and encodes 580 amino acids. The transcript is spliced from 3 exons.
AUGUUAACAUGGGCCUGUCGCUGCCUGCCAGGCUUCAGCAUCAUCGCUUUGGCGCUGCUGCUGCUGCUUGCCUUCUCUGAUGUACUGACCGCACCUCGAUGGAAAGGCAUGUUUAUUUCCUCGUCCUACUCCCCCACCAAAGAUGGAACCUGGAGUUCACUGUCUCGUGCGCAACAAUGUUUUGUCGUCUACGCCAUCAUGGUGCAUCUGCACAUGUUUGGCUUCACGCUGCGUCUGAGCUGGUCCCUGUUUUGCGUCUUCAAGAAGACCAAACUCGCCUUCGAGCGCCGCAUCAUGCAGACGCCCCCGGGCUCGCCUGCGUCGAGUCGGUCGAGCUGUUCCGAGCCGAUGCUCGAGAAGACAAGCGUGAUGGUUCACGAGAUUGAGGAGCCGGAAGAAGUGAUACAUGCAAUCAUCCUGCCAAACUACGGCGAAGACUUGAACACACUGGAGACUACUCUCAACGUUCUGGCCAGCCAUCCACGAGCCCAGUCGCAAUACGAGAUAUACCUCGCCAUGGAACAAAAGGAAGAAUCUGCCCCGGAGAAGGCUGACAAGUUGACUGCGGCGUUCGAAAAGUCCUUUCUGCAUGUGCGUUCGACCUUCCACCCGGCCGGGAUCGAGGGCGAGAUUGCCGGCAAAAGCUCCAACGUGGCAUUCGCAGCCCGCCGCAUCGUGGAGAUCCAUCGCGCGGAUCUGAAAGCCGAGUCUUGCAAUGUGAUUGCCACAGUGAUGGACGCUGAUACGCACCUUUCCCGGGAUUACUUCACCGAAAUCCGCCGCAUGCAUUACGCACAUCUAUCGGAAGCAGAGCGCUCGAUCUAUUGCUGCCCGAUCAUCUUCGACCGCAAUUCCCACGAGAGUCCUAUCCUGGUUCGAUGCGCAGAUCUGCUCUGGGGGUUUGCAGGAUUGUCCACCAUGUACCCGGGCUCGUGGCUCGCUAUUCCCACUUCUGUAUACUCACUGCCGCUAUCCCUGGCUGAGAAGGUAGGCGGGUGGGACAGUGGCCCGGCGGCCAUAGGAGAAGACAUGCAUAUGCUGCUCAAGUGUUACUUCGAGACCGCCGGCAACGUCGUCUCGCGCGUGGUCUACGCACCCGCCAGCCAGUGCAACGUGUCGAGUGACGGCUCUCGGGGCUGGCGCUGGACUCUGGAUACCUGCCUCGCGCGGUAUCGACAAGCUCUCCGACACAUGUGGGGAGCCCUCGACUCGGGGUUUGCAGCGCGGCGGAGUAUCGGCUACCUUCGUUUCGACCACCGGUGUCUAUUCCUGCGCCCAAGACACUUUCUGCUUCUUCACAUGCUCUGGGAAGCACACUUUCUGCCCUGCCACCUGGUGAUCUUGAUGAUCUUCUCCACCGCGUAUCCUGUCUUGACGUCUGCGACAUCCGUGCAUCCGAUGGUCGCCUGGGCAUUUUCCGUUACCAAUAUCCUGCGCACGAUGGGUUUCCUGUGGAUGAACCUGUGUCUUGUCUUGUAUGAGCGCUGGCAUGCGCUGUGCCUCGACACGCGGAUGCAAGACAUGCGCGAGGCUCGACUCGCCGACACGGGGUGCUCGCAGCGGGUGUGGUACCGGCCCACGUACCUCCUGGAGCGAAUCUGCUUCCCCAUUGCAGGAACUUUGUUCGGUGCAGUCCCCAUGCUGCACGCCGUGGUCUCGCACUUCUGGACGGAUCGGCUGGUGUACCGGGUCAGCAAGAAGCCGACCUUCAGCAGUCUGGUGGAUGGUGUUUUACCCGUUUAA